Molecule: messenger RNA, 1782 nt
Organism: Fusarium pseudograminearum CS3096
Lineage: Eukaryota; Fungi; Ascomycota; Sordariomycetes; Hypocreales; Nectriaceae
Exons: 2
Coding region: 1-1782 (593 amino acids)
Cellular component (GO): cytoplasm
Molecular function (GO): guanyl-nucleotide exchange factor activity
Source: RefSeq, a predicted model, not a curated record
AUGGCACCAAGAGCCGCUGUCGCCAGAGCGGCCGCGACCAAGAAGUCGACUACCACUACCGCCGCUACUGCCAAGAAGGAUGCGAAGCCUACGAAAGCCGCUGCCAAGAAGGCCGAGCCUGCUACCAACGGCGCCUCCAAGAAGCGCACUCGCGCAGAAGAGCAAGAGGUAGAGGAAGACGAAGAGGAGGAAGUCACCCGCAAGACCAAGAAGACCAAGACCACAGAACGCGUCGUCAAGACCGCGACCAAGCCCGCAGCAAAGGCAAAGACCACUAAGGCCGCUGCAUCAAAAGCCAAGGCCAAGGCCACGUCCGAAGAGCCCGAGGAGAAGAAGCCCGUAGCAAAGGCAAAGACCGCCAAACCCGCUGCCGCCAAGAAGGCCGAGCCCAAGAAGAAGUCUUCGUUUCCCGGCAUUGGAAAGAAGAUCAACGAAGCUCCUACCAAGAUUCUCGAUGUUUACGUGUUUGGUGAGGGAUCAUCAGGUGAGCUGGGUCUCGGAAGCAAGCGCGUCAACAACAAGAAGCCCAUCGACGUCAAGCGCCCCCGACUCAAUGAUAACCUCGCCGCUGCCACUACCGGUGUUGUUCAGAUCUCUUGCGGUGGUAUGCACGCUGUCGCGUUGACACACGAUAACAAGAUCCUCACAUGGGGUGUCAACGAUCAGGGCGCUCUCGGCCGAGACACCAACUGGGAUGGUGGCCUUCGCGAUAUGGACAGCGCCGAAGACUCCGAUUCAGAUGAUGAGGACGACAGUGGAAUCAACCCCAAGGAGAGCACACCGACCGCCGUCGAUGACGAGUUCUUUGCUCCUGGCACCAAGUUUGUUCAGGUCGUUGCUAGUGACAGCGCCAGCUUUACUCUUACCGAAGACGGCCGAGUUUAUGGCUGGGGAACCUUCCGAUCCAGCGAUGGUAUUCUCGGCUUCUCAGAGACCAUCAAGAUCCAGCCCACUCCCCUCCUCAUCAAGGACCUGAAGAACAUCAAGGCCCUUUCCGCAGGUUCCAACCACAUUCUUGCUCUCGACCACAAGGGCAACGUUGUCGCCUGGGGCUGUGGUCAGCAGAACCAGCUCGGCCGACGUAUUAUUGAGCGCAACAAGAUGUCCUCUCUUAUCCCCCAGGGUGUCGGUCUGCCUCGCGGAAAGAUUGCCAAGAUUGCCUGUGGCUCAUACCACAGCUUUGCUAUCGACAAGGAGGGUGUUGUCUACGGUUGGGGUCUCAACAACUUUGGCGAGAUUGGUGUCGAGUCAAAUGCUGGCGAGGACGACGCUGUUAUUCUCCGACCUGCCAAGCUCACAUACCUCGACGACUACAACAUUACAGAGAUUGAUGGUGGCGAGCACCACUCCCUUGCUUGCUCCGACAAGGGUGAUCUCUUGACCUGGGGUCGUGUCGAUGGUUACCAAGUUGGCUUCGAGUUUGACAAGCUGUCCGAGGAAAACUCCAUCUACGACGAGCGAGGCAAUGCCCGUAUUCUGUUCAAGCCUACUAUCCAGCCCGACGUCAAGGAUAUCGUCUCUGUCGCCGCCGGUACCGAUAACAACUUCGCCAUCUCCUCCAACGGCACUGUCUACUCCUGGGGCUUCUCCAGCAACUACCAGACCGGCCAAGGCACGAUUGACGACAUCCACACUCCUACCCUGAUCGACAACACCGCCAUCCGAGGCAAGAAGAUCAUCGGUGCCGGAGCUGGUGGUCAAUACUCCGUCCUCAUCGGCGAGGCUGAAGAUGUUCCACAAACAAACGGCGCCGCCACCAACGGUGCUGACGACAAGGCUUAA